CACAAAUAAUAGUCUUAAAAAAAUCCAUAAAAUAUUUAAAACAAAUAUAUAUACGGAAAGAACACAAAUACAAUGACUUCAAUAAGUAUGAACCCCGUACCUCAGGCAUCUGGCAUUGCAGAAGCCGUACCCGUGUGGAUGAAAUUUGACUGGAAUCCAAAUAUACAAUACGAUAUAUUCAAAGACUGGGGCACAUACUACUUAAAUCUGCACAGAGAGAAUAAGGCACUGUUUUAUUAUAGCAAGGCAUUGGAACUUGUAGACGAGGAUUAUAUGACGCUCUUUCGACGUAGUCAGGCCAAGCGUCAGGCAGCACAGAUUAAUGGAGCAUUGAUCGAUGCUAGACUGGCUUCAAGUAUGGCAAACGCAAAAAUGGGAGCAAAUGCGCCCAUUAGGCUUCAAAUAUGCGAUGCUCUAACUGAUCUAAACAAUUUCGAGCUCAGCGAUUUGGAGUUGCAUGACAAUGUUCGACAGUUUGUUGGCGCUAAGUCGAGUCUCUUCCAGAAGCGUCUCUUGGUGAUUGAAGCUAUUAUUAAAGUUGUCACUGGCCGCGCCAUGCCUCUGUUCUUCUUGAAAAACUAUAAGCUGGUUCAACAGGCGAGUGAUGUUUACAAAGCUUCUCUUAUUAAAGAUACCCGUCCCUUGUGGAAGAUAUUGCGGUAUACUUAGCAUUCCAGAAAUUGAGGAAGUGCUUUUGUCACCACUGGAAAAAGCGCGCAGAAGACGCGCAUUUAAUGUAAUUCAUCAGACCUAUUUAAAUGACUCCUGGGUUGAUGUUCUUUUUAUGAAAGAGUUACGUAAGAAUCCCAGUUUGCUGCUAGAUCAAUGCAAGCGUUCCAAGAGAUGGCUUCAAAUACUGUCCGUUGAGCAAUAUGAUGUUGUCAGACAGUUUAU
Molecule: messenger RNA, 894 nt
Organism: Drosophila montana
Lineage: Eukaryota; Metazoa; Arthropoda; Insecta; Diptera; Drosophilidae
Exons: 4
Coding region: 73-669 (198 amino acids)
Molecular function (GO): protein binding
Source: RefSeq, a predicted model, not a curated record